This is a messenger RNA of Pungitius pungitius (ninespine stickleback), 2517 nucleotides long. RefSeq names its product unc-119 homolog b (C. elegans) (gene unc119a2). The record is from RefSeq and is a predicted model, not a curated record. Gene Ontology annotation, cellular component: spindle midzone; intercellular bridge; centrosome. Gene Ontology annotation, molecular function: lipid binding. The coding region runs from base 67 to 816 and encodes 249 amino acids. The transcript has 5 exons. Gene Ontology annotation, biological process: negative regulation of caveolin-mediated endocytosis; nervous system development; lipoprotein transport. NCBI's taxonomy places the organism in Eukaryota, Metazoa, Chordata, Actinopteri, Perciformes, Gasterosteidae.
GAGCCCUGGGUGAGGAGAAGAGGGGAGGAGGAGGAGGAGGAGGAGGAGGAGGAGGAGGAGCGGAGAAUGAGCUAUUCUUGUACGGGCAGAGGCAGCAGCCAGGACCCGCCGACCGCUAAGAAGGCUGCCGGUGAUAAUCCGGGCAGAGACACCGGAGGCACAGGCAGCGGCAGCCCGCAGAACACGGCGGCGAUGAGAGUGAAGAAGGGCUGCAACGCGACCGACGCGGGGGUCCCGGUGACCACGGAGGAGGACCUGCUCGGCGGCGCGGGGGUCACUCCGGAGGAUGUUCUGGGCUUGCAGAAGAUCACGCAGAAUUAUCUUUGCAGCCCAGACGAGAACAUUUUCAACAUCGACUUCACCAGGUUCAGGAUCAGAGACAUGGAGUCGGCCACGGUGCUGUUUGAAAUCACCAAACCUCCAGCCGCAGACAAAGCAGGAGAGAAGAGGAGUGUUGACCCAAACGCUGGCCGAUUUGUCCGUUACCAGUUCACCCCGGCUUUUCUCCGGCUGCGCCAAGUUGGAGCCACUGUUGAGUUCACCGUUGGAGACAUGCCGAUAGAAAACUUCCGGAUGAUUGAGAGACAUUAUUUCAGAGAGAAGUUGCUCAAGAGCUUCGACUUUGAGUUUGGCUUCUGCAUGCCCAGCAGCAAAAACACCUGUGAACACAUCUACGAGUUUCCACCUCUGUCUGAAGACAUCAUCAGAGAGAUGGUCUUGCACCCGUACGAGACGCAGUCCGACAGCUUCUACUUUGUGGACAAUAAGCUGGUGAUGCACAACAAGGCGGACUACUCGUACAACGGCGGGACGUAGAGAGCACACGUCGACUCGGGAGACGGGCGGAUGCACGAGUGCAUGGCGUUAACAUCCCGUCGAUCCAGCUGCCGCUCGCACCUUUAUCCUCCUUUCUUCUCGUAUCUCUUUCUCCUGCCGAGAGAGCGCCAUCCAGAAAACAGCCGCACACACGUGUCAGUCACAAACUGAUUGUGCGCUUGUGUGUGUGUGUUUGUGUGUGUGUGUGUGUGUUCACAGCAUGGCGUGGGUUUUUUUUUUUUGGUCACAUGAUAAACCAGCAAGCAACUCAUGAGAUGAUUUUUUUGCUCUCCAGCCCAAACGUGUGAUGUGAAAAAAAAUCAAAAACCUCUAUCUUGAAAUAUUAAGACUUUCAUUCAUAUUGCUGUGUUUUAGGGUUUUGGAACAAAUAUUUGCAUUUAAACAUGUGAUUUCUAAGGACUUCAAUUUUUCCUCUCCGUUUCAGUAGGUGAGCUUUUUGGAGUGUCUGUGUGUAUUUUGUGUAACUGUCUGUCAGGGUGAAGCAUGAUUAAUGGUCUGGUAAGAAUAUAUUAACUUAAACGUCAAUAAUGUGGUCACUUGGUUUCUAUUAAAGGUUAAAUAGAUUUUGAAACCUGUUCAUCAGACCUGUUUUCUUUACUCCUUUUAUUUUGGUUUUGAGUUGUGUGGCGUGUGUUACUUGUAGAGCGUAUUUGUUUAUUGUCUUUGCUCAAAGCACAACAUGUCUACAGAACACACUUGUGAAAAUGAGCUAAUCUGAUAUGACCCUGUAGGUACUUGUCAUGUACUAGUUUUACUUUACCACCCUGAUGUUGCUUUGUUUGGGUCAUAAAGAACUUGUUAAACAUUUUGUUAGGUUGAAGUUGUUGUUUGGAAGCAUAUUAUAAAAGAACAGAAGGAACAUUUAAUUUUUCAAUCUUGAUAUGUUUUAAUCAGAUUUGUGUUGUACAACAAAGGAAAAAGAUGGGAAUGUAGCAGAAAUACGCCUAAAAUCUCAUAUAUUUCUGUUUGUAUGAAAUCUAAUGUCUGUUUCUCCAUCUGUCGGUCUCAUUUCUCUUCUGUCCAUUUCUUGUUCCUUUCAUUUCUGCCUCUCGCACAUGUCCGUCUCUCCUUUUUUUAAACACAUUCUAGUAAGUUAGGACCUGAGUGUUGAUCUGUUAUUUGAGGGAAUCUACUACGCAGAGAGUCUUUGGAUUGUACUGUGCACACUUGGCGUUCUCUCUGACUAUACAGAGACACAACAGGACUCAAAAAGGGUACAAAUAGAUAUUUUAAUUCAGCAUAUACUUUUCUAUUUGAAGCACAUCAAAAUAGAUUUGGUGUUUUUUAGUGCUCCAGCAGUAAAAUCCACCCGUCUACAAAAGCUAUUUUUGCAAAUAUUAGAUGAGUCAGGACGUAACUUACACAUAUGCACCCGUUGUGUUUUAAGGUCAACACAGGAGAAUGGUAAGAAUGCAUCCAUCAGAUCUGACUUUGUAUUAGUCUGCACAAGUUGAUGAUUGUCAGUUAAAGGAAAUUAUUUAAUGGAAAUAAUUGGACAGACAUGACAAGCUCAAAUUGGUUAACCUUGAGUUGAAUGGUAUCAAAAAAUGUAACAUAAGUAGAGCAGAUUUAUUUUUGAUUGAUUGUUACUCAUGUAGAAAUGGUUUUGAACUUGUUCUUGACCUUUCAAAUGUUGGUAUGAAUGAACAAAAAUAAAGAUUCACGGAGCUUUUAACAAUA